Lymnaea stagnalis (great pond snail) is the source of this 6742-nucleotide messenger RNA. NCBI's taxonomy places the organism in Eukaryota, Metazoa, Mollusca, Gastropoda, Lymnaeidae. The record is from the annotation of a GenBank genome assembly.
UGGUGACCUUAACCCGUGUCUUCUUGCGAAGGUCGCCGAUUGAGUCUUACCGGUCUCCACACUAAAAGAGUAAUUACAUUUAAUUAACUGUAUCGUAGCCUGAUAAAGUUGCUUAAAGUUUUAGAAGCCAAGAUAAAUAAUAACAGGUGAGUUGUUUGUAUAGGUAGUUUGCUUAUGAAAGUUAAUUAAUUGUUAUUGGAUUGUGAUCAACACUACAGUACAGCGUUCCAGACAGUUGUGUUUAUUUUCAGUUGAGUUAGCCACUUUUACUUCUAGUUCUUCUACUUCUAAUACUUCUAUCAUACCAUUUAUUGAAAAAAAAGGAGCAAAUCAGCCAAUUGCCAAAACCCAAAUAAUCUUAAAUAUUUGAAAUGUAGUUCUGAAUUUAUUUAGAUAAAUGAAUAAUUAUUAAUGAGCCUCAUAUAGCAUACUAAUAAUAAUACAGUCAUACAUUGGCGUCUCGUAUAAUACGGGAAAAGGGGGUUGGGGGGCUGACCCUGGUCCCUUAAGAUUAAGUGGCUAAUCGGUCCCGAUAAUCUUGAUAAUCAAACUUUUUUCAGUAACUUAAAAGAAAUACAGAAAUACUAAAACCAUGGUAGGUACUCCAAUACUGGACUACGCCCAUGGAUAUCGAAUUACUGCACCUCUGUCAGAAGCGUUUCCCUAGUAAAGUGGUUCUUAACCAGGGGUGAAAGCAUCACUAUGGUGCGGAAGACCCAGAAAAUGGUAUUUGCUUCCUUUGAUAAUUGUUGUUGCCUUUAAAAAAAAAUUUUCCAUUGCAUUUUGAUUAUCGGCUGUAAAUGUUGUCCUGUUAAAUAUGGUUUGCUCCUUAUUUGUAUUGUUUCUUGUCGUUUUUGGUUUUUAGAAAGUUAAUUAAAGAAAUAAAACAACAAAAACUAACUAACAGUGCUAACAGACACAUUCUGUUGAGAGUUUGAGAUUACUCUCUUAAAACCCUACCUAGUACAUUGGCAAUCAACUCUAUGUGCUGAGCUGUGCAAUUUAAUCAUUGUCUUCACUUAGGGCUCUAUGGCCUCUCCUGAAACAUCUAGUGAUUGGCAUUCAGUGAAUGACGUUAACGUGCCCUGGAAUCCACUGCACUGUUACUGUUAAUGUGAACCCCACCACCCCCCGACACCUGAUGUCACUUAUGGAUGGCCCCUUACCUAUUAAAUUUUAAUUUAGAAUACCUAACUAAUCAAUAAAAUGCUGUGUCAUAAAAUCUUUAAUUUAAACAAUACAGAUAAAUAUAAAUUACUAAAUUGAUUGAAUAUAAAUACUUUUCUAAAAAUCUAAUGAAAAUAAAUGUAUCUAUGUUAUCUCAAUUACUAGAUAAAAAGCCUGUUCUACAAACAUGGCUUCCAAAAAUUAGAGAAAAAAACAACAAAAACAAACUACGGCUACUAAGAAAGCAAGAAAAGAAAGAGAAAAAAACGAAGGAAAAAACGAAGGAAAAAAAGGAAAUAACAAGGAAAAAACACCAACAAAAUAUUCUUUAUUUCUCAUACUACUAUUGUAAACACACUCGGUUCAGACGAGACAUUUUAUCUAAAUUGUACUGGGGUCGAAUAGCCAUUUAAUCUGAAGGAACCCACUCAGUGUCCGAAUAGCCAUUUAAUCUAAAGGGACCAGGGUCCGAAUAGCCAUUUAAUCUAAAGGGACCAGGGUCCAAAUAGCCAUUUAAUCUAAAGGGACCAGGGUCCAAAUAGCCAUUUAAUCUAAAGGGACCAUUGUCAGAAUAGUUGCAACCUUUCAUUUAUUAUAUAUGUAUUUUAAAGGCUUUAUAUACACUCCCCAUACACACUCGUAUAAAUGCCUCCUAUGCUCUUAAACACUUGCUACAGAACAGAUAUAAAAACCCUUGAUGCAGUGAGAUUGGAAAAUGUUAACUGUGAUAUGGUAAAGGAUGACUACUUUACACAAUAGGCCAAGUACUAUCGAAUUGAAUUGGCCAGGCCAGGCCUAAUUACCUAAUUUUUAAUGUUAGUACUAUACUAAUUUAGUUACUUAGGCGUCUUAGCACUAUAAGUACUGCAAAAAGGCCAAUUGAAGUAUGAAUGAGACUAACUGAUGUAGGCUAGACCUAUUUGAGUAAAUUACUACCCCUAACUCAUAAAUUGUAUUUCAAAAUAAUUUUAUGUGCACAUAGAAAUAGAAGGUCUAUUGGUCUGCCGAUGCUUCACUUGGAAAAGGUGACCCUGUCGGAUGAUUUGCCAAGUUAUAUAUAUCAUACAAUGAAUUUCUUAACAAAAUUUUAAAAAAUAUGGGCCUACUACUAUUGUACUUAAUAUACUGUGACAAAUGUCUUAAGAAAUCAUGUAACUCUGCUAAAGUGAUCAGUAAUCAGUGAUGUAUUAAGACCUAGUGUCCCUAGGCAGUUGUCAACUCCUAUGUUGUUCUGCUGGAUUGGUUAGCUCGUCAUGUUCUUUCACGCGUUGUAACACGUCAGACUAUUCUUACUAGGUAUCACUGAAUAAACUCAAGUCCUUUUCAUAACAAUUAUAACUUUAAUAUCUAAUUAUAAACACAUGCAUAUAGUGCAGCUGCUAUCAGACAUAAAUAAAAUAUAUCCUACUUCUACAAAGUUCCUUUCAAGACUGCCGCAAGACUGAAAAUUACGUCAUAAUACAGUCUUGACAAUACAUCACAAUCAGCAUAAAAAUACCCCACAGAGUCAAGGUGGGAAGAGUGUUCACUAACUAAUUAAACUUUCAAACACACACCCUAAUGAACAUAAUAUUCAGUCGCAACAAUUAUCAAUGAACUCCCAUACUUGACAGUAGCAAAGAUUUUUUUCUGCCCCAAGUGGCAUAACAACAUGCAACUGCUCGAAUGGCACUUUGUGAUUUGUAUGUUUGAUUAUAAGCCUAAGAUUAUAAGUUAUGCAAUCUGUGCUUUAGUGGGAUGAACUUUUGGGAGUAACGGUUAGGGUUAGGGGUUAGGGUUAGGGAAUGAUGCUCUUUAACCAAAUUCUAUAAUGCCUACCAUCAUUGCCUACCAUCAUUUCCUAUCAUUAUUGCCUACCAUCAUUUCCUUCUAUCAGUGCCUACCAUCAUUUCCUACCAUCAUUGCCUACCAUCAUUUCCUAUCAUCAUUGCCUACCAUCAUUUCCUUCUAUCAGUGCCUACCAUCAUUUCCUUCUAUCAGUGCCUACCAUCUUUUCCUACCAUCAUUGCCUACCAUCAUUUCCUAUCAUCAUUGCCUACCAUCAUUUCCUUCUAUCAGUGCCUACCAUCUUUUCCUACCAUCAUUGCCUACCAUCAUUUCCUAUCAUCAUUGCCUACCAUCAUUUCCUUCUAUCAGUGCCUACCAUCUUUUCCUACCAUCAUUGCCUACCAUCAUUUCCUAUCAUCAUUGCCUACCAUCAUUUCCUUCUAUCAGUGCCUACCAUCAUUUCCUACCAUCAUUGCCUACCAUCAUUUCCUUCUAUCAGUGCCUACCAUCUUUUCCUACCAUCAUUGCCUUCCAUCAUUUCCUAUCAUCAUUGCCUACCAUCAUUUCCUUCUAUCAGUGCCUACCAUCUUUUCCUACCAUCAUUGCCUACCAUCAUUUCCUAUCAUCAUUGCCUACCAUCAUUUCCUAUCAUCAUUGCCUACCAUCAUUUCCUUCUAUCAGUGCCUACCAUCUUUUCCUACCAUCAUUGCCAACAUCAUUGCCUACCAUCAUUUCCUAUCAUCAUUGCCUACCAUCAUUUCCUUCUAUCAGUGCCUACCAUCUUUUCCUUCUAUCAGUGCCUACCAUCUUUUCCUACCAUCAUUGCCUACCAUCAUUUCCUAUCAUCAUUGCCUACCAUCAUUUCCUUCUAUCAGUGCCUACCACCAUCAAAAGACAACAGUCAAAAUUUUCCCUUGGAAUAUUGCAGUCUGAGGAAAAUUUUAUGACCUGUUUUGUUUCCUGUACUCCCCCACUCCUCAUUCUAUUACUCAUUAGGUAUGGAGAUGUCUGAGGUGCCCAUCAGUGUUUCCCAGACUUUUAAGUUUGGUGGACCGAUGAAAAAAUGCCCAUUUUAUUUUUACAUUAUAUUAAAUUACUAGGUUCUUGAGAAACAACUAUGUUUUAGGAAAUACAAUUAUGUUUUUUGCUGUAGGAUGACUCGUCCAAAAGUGUUGGUUACAAGGAAGGUCCACCAGGAAGCCAUCGACCUCUUAAAAGAAAAAUGUGAGCUUGACAUCUGGGACAGCGAUCAGGUCAUUCCAAGAGAUGUUCUUUUGAAGAAAGUCCAGGGUGUCAGUGCUAUCUUCUGUACCAUUAGUGAUGUUAUUGACGCUCCAGUAUUAGAUGCUGCAGGUAAAGUUCAUGUAUUUGUUGUAAUAUUUAAGAUGAUAUGCGAGGAAUUUUCUAUGAAAGUGAUGGUGUAAUGGCUUAAGAGGUGGGGGAUGUUGUAAAUGGUGGGAGUGUAAGAAUGAGACAACUUGUUCUGGUUCUAGCCAUGUCUUCAAUCUUACUUCUGGUUCUAGCCAUGUCUUCAAUCUUACUUCUGGUUCUAGCCAUGUCUUCAAUCUUACUUCUGGUUCUAGCCAUGUCUUCAAUCUUACUCUGGUUCUAGCCAUGUCUUCAAUGUUAUUUUUCAGGAACCCAGCUAAAAACUGUGGCAACCAUGUCGGUGGGAACUCAUCACAUCAGCACUUAUGAUUGUAAAAAACGUGACAUCUACGUGGCAAACACUCCGGAUGUGGCUGCUGACAGUGCCGCUGAAUUCACUGUGACGUUGCUGCUCAUGGCUGCCAGGAGAUGCCUAGAAGGUGAGGAAGUCUUAGAUGUGAACAGGGGUUGCAAUAGUACCAUAUCAUAUCAGCAGUUUUACAAUGGUAUUUUGCCAAUGACUCAUAGAUGAACACACUUCCUUAUGGCGAGUGCAAUCUUGUGUACACGUCCUAAUGCUUACACACUAUAACUACAUCAUUAAAGGACUGGACACAAAUGCACUGUAAACUGUACCAGUUGUGUGGGUAUUUUAAUUUUGAAACAAAAAUGAUGACACUGUCUUAUCAAUUCAAACACCAGGUGUGACGGCUGUGGAAAAGGGUGAGUGGGGACUGUGGAAACCCAUGUGGAUUUGUGGGACAGAAAUCGUCAACCGAACACUGGGCAUACUUGGUUUUGGCAGAGUCGGCUUUGGCGUUGCCCGCCGAAUGAAGCCGUUUGGAGUCAAGAGGAUUUUGUACAAUGACAUGGUACGUGCAUCUUUCGGAGAUGAACUCAAUGCUGAGUAUGUUGAUCAGGACACGUUAUUCAGGGAAUCUGAUUUUCUUGUCAUUUCCUGUGCCCUUAAUGGACUCACCCGAAAUCUGAUCAACAAGAAAGUCUUUGAUAAAAUGAAACCGACUGCCAUCUUGAUCAACACCUCUCGUGGUCCCGUUGUGGACACUGAUGAUUUAGUAGAGGCCCUGAAGACCGGCAAGAUCACCGCGGCUGCCGUUGAUGUCACAGAACCACAACCUCUGCCGGCAGACCACCCGCUUAUCAGCAUGCCCAAUUGCAUCAUCACCCCCCAUAUUGCGACCAACUCCACCAAAGCCAGGCUGGACAUGGCCAUUAAUACAUCAAGAAAUAUUAUGGCAGUCUUGUUCCGGUAAUUGAUUUACGCUCCAGUGAUUGUAUCUAGGCAUUAAGGAAUCUGCAUGGCUUAGAAAUUGAGUUAUUAAUAAAAUUUAGUUAUUUGAUUGUUAAAAUUAUGUGGCCCAAGUUUUUAGUGUUAAAAUUACGUGGCCAAGGUUUUUGUGCUAAAAUUAUGUGGCACAAGUUUGUGUUAAAGAAGUAAGCUUUGAAUAUAAUUUAUGUAGUGUUUUGAAAUAAUUGUGUAUUGGGUUGCUGUUAAAUGUAAGGUUAAGAUCAAACAACACAUGACUUGUCAUCUUCAAAUGUUGACAUUUAGAAGAACAAAUUUUUUUACUACGGUAUUUACUGAGUGAGAAAGAUUAUAAAAGUUAUAUAUUUUGUUUAUAUACUAAAGAUCUUGUUCGCAUUAAAAAAAAAUGUAUAUUAUUAAAUUUAAUUUACAUAUAUUUUUGUUGUUGUUAAGACAUGUCAGUUUAAUGAACUUGUAUUAGGCCACCGGUAUAUAUUUUAUUUAUUAAGUAGAUUUAUUUUUUUUGCUGCUUAUCUUCAUAAAUUUUUUUGCCUGAUAUUUUGUUGAAUGUUAAAUCAAGAGACCGUAGAAGUACAUGAAGAAUUGCUACUGUAAAUGACUUAAUAUCUUGACCAAAUCCUGUCAGAGAUGCCAGGAUCUUUCUGGCUGUAAAUAAUCUCAUCAAUUGACUCUUGGACUUGAAAAGCUUGAUUUGUUUUGAGGAAGUUGGUAAUGGUGGUACAAAAUGGGUGUUUCCCAGUGUUUCAAUUAUUAUUACUUAACUUAUUAGUAGUACGAUAUCUGCAGUUAUUUUAUACAUUCUUUAACUAGAACAAAUGUUGUAAUAAUGAUUUAUUUAGUGGACCAUUGAGAAUGUUAUCUCUGGAAUUUUAUAUGGAAUUUUACCUCUGGAAUGUAACCUCUGGAAUGUUACCUCUGAAAUGUAACCUCUGGAAUGUUACCUUUGAAAUGUUAGCUCUGGAAGAUUACCUUUGAAAUGUUAGCUCUGGAAGGUUACCUUUGAAAUGUUAGCUCUGGAAGGUUACCUUUGAAAUGUUAGCUCUGGCAGGUUACCUUUGAAAUGUUAGCUCUGGAAGAUUACCUUUGAAAGGUUAGCUCUGGAAGGUUACCUUUGAAAUGUUAGCUCUGGAAGGUUACCUUUGAAAUGUUAGC